Molecule: messenger RNA, 1651 nt
Organism: Gastrolobium bilobum
Lineage: Eukaryota; Viridiplantae; Streptophyta; Magnoliopsida; Fabales; Fabaceae
Product: nematode resistance protein-like HSPRO2
Exons: 1
Coding region: 160-1539 (459 amino acids)
Biological process (GO): defense response
Molecular function (GO): metal ion binding; heme binding
Source: RefSeq, a predicted model, not a curated record
UGCUCCCAGUCCACACGUCUUUCUUCUUUCAAAUUUCACAAACCACAACCCUUCUCAUUCCAUAUAAAUACCCUUCUCUCUUCACAACUCCACAGCAUAACCGCAACUCUAUCCUCUCAUUGAAAACAAAAAAAAACAUUAUUCUAAUUUUCUCCGAAGAUGGUUGAUUUACAUUGGAAAUCAAAGAUGCUAAGUUCUGACAUGUCUUCCAAAACUCCCAAAAUCUCUCUCUCCGACAAACCCUCACCACGCAGCAGCUCCCUACCCUCUUUGCAACUACCCUUCCACACCGCCGAUAUCUCCGCCGCCGUGCCUCCGCUUUGCGCCGCAUACGACCAAUAUCUCCACCUCCCGGAGCUCAGAAAACUUUGGAACUCAAGGGAUUUCCCCAACUGGAGCAACGAACCAAUCAUAAAACCAGCCUUGCAAGCUCUCGAGAUCACGUUCCGCUUCCUCUCAACUGUUUUCUCCGACAUCAGACCCUACGCGAACCGCAGAGAAUGGAACCGUAGGGUAGAGUCCCUCGCCACGUCUCAAAUCGAGAUAAUCGCUCUGCUCUGCGAGGACGAGGAACAAAACCCCGAGACACGUGGCACAGCCCCAACCGCUGAUCUCAGCAUCAGCGACUGCCAGAGCAGAAGCUAUAGCGAAACAAGCAUGCUACCACGGCUUGCCACGUGGUACAAAUCCAAGGACGUAGCGCAGAGGAUCCUUCUCUCCGUGGAAUGCCAAAUGAGGAGAUGCUUCUACACGUUAGGUUUGGGAGAACCGAACCUCGCUGGGAAACCGAGCCUCCGAUACGACGCCGUGUGCAAGCCGAACGAUGUUCACGCGCUGAAGACGACGCCGUUCGACGAUCGCGUCGAGAACUACGAGAACCACGCGUUGCACGCGACGCACCAGAUCGGGGAGUCGUGGAUCCACGCGUCGCGGAAGCUUCUGGAAAGAAUCAUGGAAGCGAUCGAAGGGAGAAGGUUCGAGAAGGCUGCUGAGGAUUGUUACGCUGUGGAGCGGAUCUGGAAGCUUCUUGCGGAGGUGGAGGACGUUCACCUGAUGAUGGACCCUGGCGAUUUUUUGAAACUGAAGAACCAGUUGUCGGUGAGGUCGUCGUGCGGCGAAACGUCGGCGUUUUGUUUCCGGUCGAAGGAGCUGGUGGAGGUGACUAAGCUGUGCAGGGAUCUGAGGCAAAGAGUGCCGGAGAUAUUGGAGGUGGAGGUGGAUCCCAAGGGUGGGCCAAGGAUUCAAGAGGCGGCGAUGAAGCUGUACGUGGUGGAGAAGACGAGUGAGUUCGAGAAGGUUCACCUGCUUCAGGCUAUGCAAGCGAUUGAGGCGGCGAUGAAGAGGUUCUUCUACGCGUAUAAGCAGGUUUUGACGGUGGUAAUGGGAAGCUCCGAGGCUAAUGGGAACCGAGUUGGGUUGAGUUGCGACGGUGGUGACUCGUUGACUCAGAUAUUCAUGGAACCUACUUAUUUUCCAAGUUUGGAUGCGGCAAAGACUUUCCUUGGGUACUUUUGGGAUAACGAUCAUAAAUGGGUUUAAAAAAAAAAUGGUGACACUUACACUUUGGGCAUUUUACUGCGUAAUUCAUUUUAGAUUGAUAGUGAUAUAUGUUAAAAACAGAGACGAAAAAGAAAAAAAAGAAAAAAAAGAU